AUGGCUGAGCUCAUGACUAAUUCGGGGUCCGUUACUUCUUUUGACUGUGCAGAUAUCGUCCGUGGUCACCGAGUGAUCAGAUGCGACGACGAGUAUUCGCGGAGUUUUCUCAGCAAGGCGAUCACUAAGAUUAGUGAGAACUGGGACGGUUUAAAGCUCAAACUUGUCCCUGCGGCGGAAAUUCCAUCGAGGCCUCGAGCGCGCGUAUGGUUACCCAAAAACCCUGGUCCUCCUGACCUUAUUCUGCAGCAGCUAAAGCUACAAAAUCCAGAAAUCCAGAUGGAAGACUGGUCGGUUCUCAAGACCGAAGAACCGCAAAAACACAGCCAAUCAUACUUACUUCUUAUCAACGAAGAAUGCUUGCCAGUCAUUGAGGCUAAUGACUGCAAGCUGCGUUACGGCAUCCGGAAGGCAAAAAUUAAAAUCUUCAAAAACGCGCCACCGGAUAAUAUUCUGGAUGAGGUUGAGGGCACUAGUAAGCUGCUAGAUGACCUCAUCAUCGAUAACAAACCUUGUUGA
Molecule: messenger RNA, 519 nt
Organism: Teleopsis dalmanni
Lineage: Eukaryota; Metazoa; Arthropoda; Insecta; Diptera; Diopsidae
Exons: 1
Coding region: 1-519 (172 amino acids)
Source: RefSeq, a predicted model, not a curated record